This is a messenger RNA of Ylistrum balloti, 922 nucleotides long. Its product is annotated as chymotrypsinogen B-like. Gene Ontology annotation, biological process: proteolysis. The transcript is spliced from 6 exons. The coding region runs from base 1 to 813 and encodes 270 amino acids. The record is from RefSeq and is a predicted model, not a curated record. NCBI's taxonomy places the organism in Eukaryota, Metazoa, Mollusca, Bivalvia, Pectinida, Pectinidae. Gene Ontology annotation, molecular function: serine-type endopeptidase activity.
AUGAAUCCUUCUAAACUAAGAUGUGGCGUGCCAGCCCUACAGCCAGUGCCUGCUACAUUUAUCCUCUAUGGGUUCAAUGUUCCACCUGGUGGUCAACCAUGGAUGUCGUCACUACAGCGAUUAAAUGGUGAUCACUUUUGUGGAGCUUCUUUAAUAGAUCAUGAGUGGGCAGUCACAGCACAUCACUGUAUUGAUGACAGAGAUGCCAAUUCUUUUCAAUUGGCUGUAGGUGCUACUGAUCUAAACAACUUCCAGAAGGAAGGUUUUAUAUCAGAAAUUCGGGAAAUCAUUUCUGCCCCAGAAGCUGUUUCUUCAAACGAUUGGAUUCAUGCAGACGUAGCAUUAUUGAGACUAGCAAGAUCUGUGCCAUUCAGUGACACAAUACGUCCAAUAUGUCUGGCUCCUUCAAGCCGCAAUGUGAAACUCUACAGAUCAUGCUUCAUCAGUGGAUGGGGUUUGGAUGAAGUAGGAGAUGAAAAACAACAUUUGCAAGGAACAACAGUUAGCAUUAUUCACUCACCAGAGGAAUGUAGUGAAAUCUUUGGCAAAUUAUUUCCAAACGGCUGGUCAGAAACUGGCCUUUGUGUUGAUAACGAGAAUCCGAAUUCACCCGCAUGCAAUGGUGAUUCUGGAGGGCCUUUGGUAUGUCAGAACCCUGAGGGUGUGUGGGAGCUGGUAGGAGUCACCAGUUAUGGGUAUUCAGGAUGUUCGACUCCAGGCUAUCCCGCUGUUUACCAAAACGUACCUGGACACUUCACCAAGUGGAUCGAAAAAACAAUAGGAAAAGACUUAGAUUUUGCUGUCAAUCCAUAAAUAUGAAGACAUAACAUGCAGGAAGCUCUAUUUAUAGACCACUUGGAGUCCUUCAACCCAUAACAUCAGAGGUCAUGGAAUCUAAACAUGUCACAUUAAUUCAGUGGAA